AAGUCACUCUGGUAGGCAGAAGUUCUGGGAUAGGGUUUAAAAGACAGGAAAUAACAGAGGAAGAACACUGAAGGAACGAGUUAGACUCCUGCAAGGGAAGCCCUGAGGUAGAGAAAACAAGGGAACUACAGUGAAGCCUGAGAGUGGUGGAAGGAUUAUUAGUUUGAAGGGAAAUGAAGGAUCUCCAGGAAUACCAGGCAGUGAUGGCAUUCCAGGAAUGGAUGGUCCUCUAGGAAUACCAGGAUUAGAAGGCAAGAUUGGACUCGUGGGACCAAAGGGAGAUAAAGGCAAGCGAGGUCCAAGAGGCCCACCUGGAAGGCCAGGUUCCAUGGGCGCCAAAGGUGAAAUGGGGGAUCCUGGCCUACCAGGUAACCCUGGCCCUAAGGGAAUAAAAGGCCAAAAGGGGGCUCAAGGUGAGACUGGAGGUGACGGCCCAAAGGGUGAUGUGGGAAGAAAAGGAAGCCGUGGGGAUGCUGGACCCCAGGGGGAUGAUGGAGACAGAGGAGACAAAGGACAACAAGGAGAACGUGGCUUUCCUGGCCCUGCUGGUCCAAAGGGACAAAGCGGUAUCCCUGGAUUACCUGGUCCAAGAGGCUUCACUGGCCCCACUGGAGAGGAUGGAGCAACUGGGCCCCCUGGAUCUCCAGGGUCUUGGGGACCUGAAGGUCCAGGGCUGCCUGAGGAGCAGGUAUAUGAACUGUGUCGUAAUGUGGUCAUAGCUCAGAUAGCCCAAUAUGCACCUGCGAUCAGAUACAAAUGUGCCAGCGCCUGUCCUACUGCUAACAUGACACUAAUUGGCCCCCCAGGGCCUCGUGGAAUGGCAGGACCACCAGGGAAAAAGGGAAAAACAGGUCUUGAUGGAUUUAAAGGUGAGCCUGGUCCAAGAGGACCUAUUGGAUUUCCUGGAGCUAAUGGAGCAGCUGGGGAACCAGGAGACAGAGGCCAGAAAGGUGAGAGAGGAGAUUCAGGCAUGGGACUCCCUGGACCAGAUGGACCUCAAGGCUUUAGAGGAUUCCCUGGACAUCCUGCUGUUGCCAAAGAUGGCCAGCCAGGCACAGCAGGUCCCCCUGGAUACAGUGGUCCUCCAGGUCAGCCAGGAUUUCCUGGCCCUUCGGGUGUCCCUGGACUAUGUGAAGCAACAGACUGCAGGAUCUAUGCUACUAACCUACUGUCAGAACAGGGAUUAGUAAAGGGGUCAUCUGUUUAA
Mauremys reevesii (Reeves's turtle) is the source of this 1207-nucleotide messenger RNA. RefSeq names its product collagen alpha-3(IX) chain-like. The record is from RefSeq and is a predicted model, not a curated record. NCBI's taxonomy places the organism in Eukaryota, Metazoa, Chordata, Testudines, Geoemydidae. The transcript has 13 exons. The coding region runs from base 218 to 1207 and encodes 329 amino acids.